Messenger RNA from Dreissena polymorpha, 3620 nucleotides. Its product is annotated as toll-like receptor 4. Lineage: Eukaryota; Metazoa; Mollusca; Bivalvia; Myida; Dreissenidae. The record is from RefSeq and is a predicted model, not a curated record. Gene Ontology annotation, biological process: positive regulation of interleukin-6 production; defense response to virus; canonical NF-kappaB signal transduction. The transcript has 2 exons. Gene Ontology annotation, molecular function: protein binding; pattern recognition receptor activity. Bases 1831 to 2826 code for a protein of 331 amino acids. Gene Ontology annotation, cellular component: plasma membrane.
CUCCAAUCACACGUUACAUGAGUAACUUUAAGGAUCUUUCUCACUCGUAAAAGUCGUAUAUUCAUUAUAUGACUACAUACUGCAGAAAGAUCAUGGCGAUUUUCACACCGAAUAUGUUGCGUAUGUUGCUGGUGUUUGGACUCGCGGUGACCCUGAUCGCCGACCCUAUUGAUAACAAGUGUUAUCCAUGUGUAUGUAUUUCGAACGAUGAACAAGAUUUGUACAGAGUAGACUGUAGAUUCAAUGAAAAACUUGCAGGGAGAUUGCCGCAGUUCAAAUAUAUUAAUGAAAGUCAGAUUAUUUUCCUGAACAUUUCGGGUACAAGCCUCUAUAGUUUGACAACCCAAACACAAACGCCUUUUGAAAAUUAUAGCAGCUUACAAGAACUGGAUUUGUACAACACCUCGUUUAGGAACAAUACUUCAACAUUAAAAUGCGAUACUUUCAAAGGCCUUGAAAAACUGGAAUUUCUCAAUAUCGCACAUAACGAAGACUUCCCAAUUACAAAUGAAAGUGAAAGUAACAUGUUUGUACGUUUAAAGUCUCUGAAGAAACUUAUAAUCUACCAAAAUAACUUUGUACAAAGCGGAAAUAUUGGUUAUCCUGGUAAUAUCUUGAAACAUAUACCCACUUUAGAAGAGUUAUGGAUCGACGGAUUUUCAGUUGCUCCCUUAGGAAAAGAGUUUCGGAAUUUGUCAAACUUAACAAUUAUUCGAAUAUCCGGUGACUUGAUUAGGCCAAUAUGGCAGUAUAAAGAUUUCUGUGCCAUGCAAACAAUCGAUGACCACACAUUUGAAAACUUGCUGUUUGUCCGAAAUUUAUCAAUCAUAAACUGCGGCGUACAAAAUAUUUUGAACAAUUCCUUUAUAAAAAUGACCCAUCUCAGGAUGCUUGAUCUGUCUAUGAAUGAUGGGUUGAACUUAAGUAAUAUCACAGGCUUGAAAAGUCUGAAUUCAGAACUAGAAGUUCUUAUUUUGGACAAUAUAAAAAACAAUAACAAAGUAGAAUGCCCACUCUCGAUCAUGAAAUCGACGGUAGAAUUAAUACAGCAUUUAAACGCUCUAAAAAUGCUAUCAUUGGAUCAUAACAAGAUAUCAGACAUUGACAAAGACGCGUUUGAAAUUUUUCCAGAGUCUCUAGAACAUGUGCGAGUGAGAAGAAAUAAAUUUGAACUGGGAUAUUAUCUACUCUAUGUAUGCCGCAUGCCAAAUUUACGGAAACUCGAGGCAUCAGUUACCCAUUUACCCAUGUCUGUUUUGCAAGGUAAUUACAACUCCGAUCCUUCACCCCUCCCAAUUCAAAGUAAUAGGACCCUUAAUAGACAUAUCAAAGAUUUAGUUUAUUUCAGUGAGAACAGUACCGACGCAGGACAUUUCACGAAAUCGGACUGCCCAAAACCUUUUUUAUACUAUAUUCCAACUGUUACAAUAACCGCUUUUCUACCACCAAAGUUGGAAUAUAUUGAUUUAAGUCACAGUAAGAUUGGAUUUCCCAUAUAUGAUUUUUACAUUGAUAAAAACAACUCACUUAAAACAGUCAUUGCUUCUAAUUCGCUGCUGUAUUGCUGGGCAGGGCCAGUACACGGCGUAGAAAAAGUGGAAAUAAUUGAUCAACUUUUGUUCAAGUGUUGAUUUUGAGUUCUUUACCGGCUUUCCGAAUCUUAAACAAGUACAUCUUGAACGGAAUUACUUGUAUUUUGUUGUUGCUAAUAAGAAAAUCUUUCAGACAAAUAACUACCUUGAGUAUAUUGACUUGUCCGUAAACCGAAUAAAUGACAUCCAUCCAGAACUAUUUAAACAUCAGAACAAAUUGAAAUGGCUUAAUUUAUCAAUGAAUAAUUUAAUGGGUUUUGAUCAUGCGAUAUCUCACAUGCAAUUACUGCACGUUCUAAAUCUAUCAGAUAAUCACAUCUUGACACUGAGUAAAGAGUUGCGUUCUGAUCUUGAAAGCAUUGUGUCAUCCAGGAACAAUAUAACUUUGACGGUCGAUCUGACUAAGAAUGUCAUAAGCUGUUCAUGUGACAACCUGGAAGUAUUAGAGUGGAUCCUUGAACACACACUUCCAACUUCAAGCUUGUUGAUUCUUAAACUGUCAACAUGCUAUUAUACCCAUAAUGCCUCUACAACUCUUGCUUAUCCUGUAUUGAUCAGGAACAAGGCGGAUUUGUUAUUUCAAGUUACCUUUCUGCAAAAGUUGUGUACGUCAUACACGCCGGUCCUUAUAUCAUUAGUUGUCUUACUAUUCUUUAUCUUUAAUAUCAUAAUUGGUGCUAUCAUACAUAGGUUUAGAUGGAAAAUAAGGUACUGGUAUUAUAUUGGAAACAACAGAGAAUUUGGUCGUAACGGCUACACAUCUAUCGAAGGUUCGUUACGAUUUCAACGAUUCAAAUACGAUAUCUACCUGGCUUACGAGGAAGACGCUCGUGAAUUUGUUUUGGAAACACUGAGACCAAAACUCGAAGAACAGGAGUAUGUUGUAUUUGUGCUUGAUGACAUUCUAGAGGGACUACCGCUUUGCAACGUACUGACUAAAUCUAUCCAUUCGAGUCGACUGGUUGUGUUUGUUCUUUCAAAUGGAUCCAGAGAAAGUUUGGAAUGGACGAUUGCUGCACAUAUGACGAAUGAAGAAUCAACUCACAGAGGAAAGUCGAUAUCUUUAGCCAUGUUCUACGAUUCCAACUCAACAUUGGGACUCCCUGAGAAUUUGCAGCUGUUACGACAUGAUGCGUUUAUCGACUAUCCUAUCAACGGUAGUGAAGAUGAAUUGUCAGCCUUUUAUGAAGACUUCAAAGCUAAAGUGAGUGGAAUCAUAACUACGACUGUGUGAAUUCAGACGUAGUCAUUUAACCUAUAAUACCAUGCCAAAAAUAUUUCAUAUUUGAAGAUCUUGAAACUAUCAUUUUUAAGUUUAAUAUUCGCGAUUCGAUUGCACAUCAUCAUAUCUAUAUCGUACAUUGUGUACGGCCUAUAUAUUGUCAUUUUUUGUUAUAUGUUAAAACUGUCAUGUCAUGCUUUUAACUUAUCUGAUGUUGGCUUAUUGGUAUUUGUUGAACCUACAUAGCUUAUAUUUAGUGUAAAAUGUACACAACAGAAACAACUUACCAGUUAACACACGUGUUCGAUACAUUACUUCAUGCGCGAUAUAUCACACAUUCGGUCAUGAUGCCCCUGGUACAUAUGAACAGAUCAAAAUGAGCAGGACUUUGACAGUAUCGCACGCAAUGCAUGAGUCCCCUGUAGGUCGGAUAAAUAUACUUUACAUAAUAAAUAUUAUCUAAAACUUUACAUAAUAAAUAUUAUCUAAAUUUGACCACUUAUUUGUUUACUCGUAACACGUCAUAAUGGUACACACUAUCCAAUAAUCAAAUAAUUUGCCAGAUGAUUAAUCUCUGGCGUAAAAGGGAUGUGCUUAUAACUGUACAGGUGCGUCUAAUGUGUAUACAAAGUGUCAUAAUUGUAUCUUAUGUACCUUCCGAAAUAAUUUGCUUUACUGCAUGUAAUUUUGUUUUAUUUAAAAGUACCAUGAUAUUUAAAUUGUGCAGAAGUGAAGGGUCAUGUUCAAUCCUCUCAUCGCCUUUAAUUUAUGAAUGUAUUUUCGUCAUCAAAUAAAUGUAUUUUAAA